AUGAAAAUUCAGCAGCGCGGAUUGGCACUGGUUGAUCAAAAGAGACAUGGGAAAACACACGGUUUCAAUUCCUUAACAGUGUUCAUAUGUUCCUCUUCAAAUCCAAAGAUAUCGGUUGUUGAUUCGAAGAUUGGAAUAUUCCUAGAAUUUCGGAAGCUGUUGCUUAUCGUUGGACCAAUUACUGCUGGAGAAGUUUUUGUGUUUUUCGUGGCAUACCAACUGUGCAGUCAGCUUAUGGCUACUGCUCGAUCAAUGGGUCAAGCUUUAUAUUCGGUUGUUUAUGUUACCGUUCCAAAUUCAACCGUUGCACAACAAAUUGCUAGAGAAGUUGUGAAGGGGAAGUAUGCUGCUUGUGUCAAUAUCAUACCAACCAUUACUUCGAUAUAUGAAUGGGAGAAUAAGUUGGAAGAAGACAAAGAAUCGUUACUUAUUAUGAAAACAAAAUCAUCAGUGCUGGAUGCUCUGAAAGCAAAAGUACUCAGCAUGCAUCCGUAUAAAGUACCUGAAUUUAUCGCUCUACCGAUAGAAAGUGGCAGCGAAAGUUAUUUGCAGUGGAUCGAUAAGCAGGUCAAUUCAUGACCAAUGAUUCACAACUGUUACUCGCAAGGUGGAGAAUGGCCACUACUCAAUCAA
Loa loa (African eye worm) is the source of this 633-nucleotide messenger RNA. RefSeq lists its product as hypothetical. Bases 1 to 579 code for a protein of 192 amino acids. Gene Ontology annotation, biological process: response to metal ion. The transcript is spliced from 8 exons. Lineage: Eukaryota; Metazoa; Nematoda; Chromadorea; Rhabditida; Onchocercidae. The record is from RefSeq and is a predicted model, not a curated record. Gene Ontology annotation, molecular function: copper ion binding.